UGCCAGCCCGCCGUCGGCUGCCCUUCGCUUCGGAGGGGUUAACCUCCGCCGGCAGGGACGGGCUGGGGACACUUGAUCCCCGUCCCAGCGUCCACACUCACGGACUGAAGCGCGUCCCCGCUAAACCCGUGAGGUGGAGGGCCGUCCUCAGCUCCAGCAGGGCGCCCGCAGACGGUCUGAGUCCGCCUUGCCGCCGCGGCCUUGCCUGGGGGGCGGCCCUGCCUGGCGGGUGGCCUUGCCUGGGGGCAGCCCGGCGCUCGUAGCGUUGUGGCGCUAAACACGGGGUUACCAGGGGAACCCGGAAGCGUUCAGAAAAAAGACAACUUCUGAAUUAGUUCAUUAAAUGAAAGAGAAAUGGCACCGUUAGUUGGAGCUGAAUUGGUCCAGACACCAGUGCAUCUCUAUCGAUACCUCCUCAGAUGCUGCAGACUGUUACCAACCACAGCGAUGCAACAGCACUACCGACACGCAAUAAGACAGGGGUACAAUAGUCAUGCAGAUGAAGAUGACCCAGAGAGGAUACAAAUGAUCAUUCAAAGAGCUAUUGCAGAUGCUGACUGGAUUCUUGCUAAAUAUACAAAGAAGUGAGAUGCACAAACCAUCCGGAUUGCAGGAUGGCCUCUGCAGCUGCUUUGUGCAGUGUUGACAUGACAUGGGUUGUAUAUGUUGUGCACUUGUCUUGUAUAGAUAAGUUAAAUGGUAUGCUCCACCUGGGUAUACCAGUCACCUGUUAAAUACAGGUUCAUGGAUAUGAGAUUUCACUUGUGGCUUCUUAAAGGCUUCAGUUAACUCGUCAUAUUUAAAAGAUAUUGUUCAAAGGUUUAUCAGUCUUCUGGUAAUCUAGUUUUAAGAACAGUCUAGACUAAGAGAUGUUUGUUUAACAUAACAUUAAAGAGAAAUAUGUGUAUAGAA
This is a messenger RNA of Lampris incognitus (smalleye Pacific opah), 912 nucleotides long. RefSeq names its product LYR motif containing 9 (gene lyrm9). NCBI's taxonomy places the organism in Eukaryota, Metazoa, Chordata, Actinopteri, Lampriformes, Lampridae. The transcript is spliced from 4 exons. The coding region runs from base 355 to 588 and encodes 77 amino acids. The record is from RefSeq and is a predicted model, not a curated record.